This is a messenger RNA of Ctenocephalides felis (cat flea), 1966 nucleotides long. RefSeq names its product Y+L amino acid transporter 2 (gene mnd). The record is from RefSeq and is a predicted model, not a curated record. Lineage: Eukaryota; Metazoa; Arthropoda; Insecta; Siphonaptera; Pulicidae. Gene Ontology annotation, molecular function: L-amino acid transmembrane transporter activity. Gene Ontology annotation, cellular component: membrane. Gene Ontology annotation, biological process: amino acid transmembrane transport.
UUUAUCAUGACAUUGAUUUGUUAACAAGCUGUCAGGAUGUAAUAUUAAUGACCAAAUCUGACAAGCAGACCAAAGAAAACACACUUUCCACAAGCCAAACCAUUCCAAAUAUUAGCCAAAUAUUUUUGAUACCACUUACUAUAUAGUUUAGUCAAAUUAAUGUUAAAUUCACAAGUCAAUUAACAAUUACAAAAGUCAAUUACAAAAUGGCGAAAGUGUCGGCAUCGGAAAUUCAGCCUCCGCGUCAACUUGCACCAUCUUCGUCCAAGGACAACUUCGCGGCGGGUACGAGUAAGGAAUGCCAACCUCUGAAGGAUGACAGCGGACCAAGUUCACAGAAUGGUGUUAAAAUGCAAAAACAAUUAGGAGUAUGGGACGGAAUAGCCAUAAUUGUCGGUAUUAUAGUCGGAUCGGGAAUUUUCGUGAGCCCUAAGGGGGUCCUGAUGUACUCCGGGUCCGUUGGACAGGCGCUGAUUGUCUGGGUGCUCUCGGGGGUGCUGUCGAUGGUUGGCGCCCUGUGCUACGCGGAAUUAGGUACUAUGAUACCGAAAUCCGGGGGCGACUACGCGUACAUCGGAGCCGCUUUCGGAGCCCUGCCUUCAUUCCUGUAUUUGUGGGUGGCCCUUUUUGUCUUGGUCCCCACGGGGAAUGCCAUAACUGCCUUGACUUUUGCGGAAAAUGUUCUGCAACCGGUUUGGAAGGACUGUGUGCCCCCUUAUGUAGCGGUCCGGUUGUUGGCAGCCGUCAUAACUUGUCUGCUGACUGCUAUUAACUGCUUUAAUGUAAAAUGGGUGACACGAGUUCAGGACAUUUUUACAUGGACCAAAAUAUUAGCUUUAAUUGUUAUAGUGAUAGCCGGAAUAGUUCACUUGGCUACUGGCCAUACAGAAAAUCUAAAAGAUCCAAUGGAAGGAUCUCAAUUAGAACCAGGUUUCAUAGCUUUAGCAUUUUAUUCAGGUUUAUUUUCAUACUCGGGUUGGAAUUAUUUGAAUUUUGUUACCGAGGAACUGAAGGAUCCUUAUAAAAAUCUUCCAAGAGCAAUUUGCAUAUCCAUGCCAUUAGUGACGAUAAUCUACGUGGUGGCAAAUAUGUCAUAUUUUGCAGUACUGAGUCGAGAUACUAUUUUAUCAUCCACGGCUGUGGCUGUCACCUUUGGUGAUGUUACUUUGGGAAUGGCUUCAUGGCUUAUGCCUUUUUUUGUUGCAUGCUCCACAUUCGGAAGCCUUAAUGGAGCCAUUUUUGCUUCAUCAAGGUUGUUCUUUGUUGGAGCAAGAAAUGGUCACUUGCCAAUGGCAAUUGCUUUGAUUGAUGUUAAACGUUUGACUCCUGUGCCAUCAUUGAUAUUCAUGUGCAUUAUAACAUUGGUUCUACUUGUGAUAAAAGAUGUUUACAUGCUAAUAAACUAUGUAAGUUUUGUGGAAUCCCUGUUUAUUUUGCUAAGCGUGACAGGAUUAUUGUGGUUGAGGUAUAAAGACCCAACAGCCCAUCGACCCAUCAAGGUCAACAUUGUCCUUCCAGUUCUAUUCUUCAUAAUCUGUGGCUUUCUAGUAACUCUACCUUGUUACGUGUCAACCUUAGAAGUGGCUGUCGGUGUUGGAAUAAUAAUAUCCGGAGUCCCUGUUUAUUAUGUGUUAAUCGCUUGGCAAAAUAAACCUCAAUGGCUUUUGAGGCUAUCGAGUGAGUUCAAUCUGUUUUGUGCUAGGAUGUUCCUGUGCGUUCCUGAAGGAUCACAAGGUUUACAUAAUGAAUAAAAGUUGGACUAUUAUUUAGUCUUAAGAAAUUUCAUGUUACAUCCAGCGUCAGCUGUAAAAUAUUUUUACACAUGUAUAUUUUGUUUGUGUAAAUUAGAAAAAUGUUCAGGGUUUUAUAAGUUAAAUUUGUAAUUAUAUUCAAUAUUUAUGGAUUGUAUUUGUAACGAACACCAAGCAUGACAAAUUUUAUGUUUAUUCAAAAUCCAUAAAGAAGA